CUUUCCAAUCUUGGACGGUACUCGGAGGCACUUCCAUUCAUUGAAGGAAGUGUCAAACUCCAGCGCCGGUUAGUUGCCAUUCACCCAGGAUCAUAUACCCCGAAUUUGGCCAUGUCACUCAACAAUCUACAUACUGCUCAUUCCAAUCUUGGACAGCACUCGGAGGCGCUUCCAUUCAUUGAAGAAAGUGUCAGACUCUACUGCCAGUUAGUUGCUGUUCACCCAGGAUCAUACACACUGGAUUUGGCCAUGUCACUCAACAAUCUACAUAAUGCUCUUUCCAAUCUUGGACGACACCCAGAGGCACUUCCAUUCAUAGAAGAAAGUGUCAAACUCUCCCGCCAGUUAGUUGCCAUCCACCCAGGACUGCACACCCCAUAUUUGGCCAAGUCACUCAACAAUCUACGUAUUACUCUUUCCAAUCUUGGACAGCACUCAGAGGCGCUCCCAUUCAUCGAAGAAAGUGUCAAACUCUACCGCCAGUUAGUUGCUGUUCAUCCAGGAUCACACACACCAGAUUUGGCCAUGUCACUCAACAGUUUAUAUAAUGCUCUUUCGGAUCUCGGACAGCACUCGGAGGCGCUUCCAUUCAUUGAAGAAAGCGUCAACCUCUACCGCCAGUUGGUUGCCAUUCACCCAGAAUCAUACACACCGGAUUUGGCCAUGUCACUCAACAAUCUACGUAAUGCUCUUUCCCAUCUCGGACGGCACUUGGAGGCACUUCCAUUCAUCGAAGAAAGCGUCAAACUCUGCCACCAGUUAGUUGCCGUUCACCCAGGAUCAUACACCCCGAAUUUGGCCAUGUCACUCAACAAUCUACAUAAUGCUCUUUCCGAUCUCGGACGGCACUCGGAUGCGCUUCCAUUCAUUGAAGAAAGUGUCAAACUUCGGCGCCAGUUAGUUGCCAUUCACCCAGGAUCAUACACACCGGAUUUGGCCAUGUCACUCAACAAUCUACAUAAUGCUCUUUCCCAUCUCGAACGGCACUCGGAGGCGCUUCCAUUCAUCGAAGAAAGCGUCAAACUCUGCCAUCAGUUAGUUGCUGUUCACCCAGGAUCAUACACACCGGAUUUGGCCAUGUCACUAAACAAUCUAUAUUUAACUCUUUCGGAUCUCGGGCGGCACUCGGAGGCGCUCCCAUUCAUUGAAGAAUGUGUCAAAAUCCGGCGCCAGCUGGUCGGUGUUAACCCAGGAGCAUACACCACAAAGUUGGUCGAUUCACUCGAGAAUCUACAUGAUGCUCUUUCCAAUCUCGGCCGUCAUUCCGAGGCACAAAUGGUUCACAUUUGUGCAUGUUCUCCCCAUCAUUGUAUUUCCUAUGUUCCUACUGCACACGACAGGAAAGGCUGA
Cantharellus anzutake is the source of this 1350-nucleotide messenger RNA. RefSeq lists its product as uncharacterized. Gene Ontology annotation, molecular function: protein binding. NCBI's taxonomy places the organism in Eukaryota, Fungi, Basidiomycota, Agaricomycetes, Cantharellales, Hydnaceae. The annotation marks the transcript as partial. The record is from RefSeq and is a predicted model, not a curated record. The transcript has a single exon.